UACAAGUCUGACUUCAGCAGGGAGCGCACCGCACUCUUGGAUUACACUCAUCCAUCACAGAAGGACUACAGUUUGUCUUCAGAGCAGCACAAAGCUCCACAAACAACGGCAGCAUGGGGAGCAGCAUGUCAUGUAUCCCCCAGCACAACUUAAGAUUCUCCAGCAAGAGUUUCAUACGCAGAAACAGCAGUCGCCUGUUUCGCAAGAAGAAUCCCCAAGAGGGACAGGAGAAGUCCAACAGCAUUAUCAAUAUCCUGUGUACCGUCACCCCCAGGAAGGAAAUGUCCUCUAAAGAUCUGCAGACUAUAGAGAACAUAAAAUGGGAUCCUCCGUAUGACCCGGCCAGCGGCUGGAAGAAAAGCAGCAUCAAUGUGAAAAAUUAUGGACGCAUGAUUCACAGCUCCAAAGUUCGUUUCCGCUUCCUGCACUGCCAGGAUGUACAUGACUGCUACCUGGAUCUCUUCCAGACACACCUUCAUUUCGUCUCCAACAACACAACCGGAUUGACAUACCAAGGAACUCUUCCGUUGAAAGAACUCACCAUCUGCAACCUGCAACAGAACUGCAACCACAGCCAACCCCAGGAAUUUGCCUUUCAAAUAAACGGUGUUAGCCUUAACCCAAUCAUCGUAUACUGUGCCAACCAAGAAGAAAUGGACCUGUGGUUUGGCCUGCUCAAAGAAAACAUUGAGGCCAAUGGAGGAACUGCAAUUGCACCUGAAAACUACACCAGAGUGAAAAUAAACCAGAAGGAGACCCUUGAGGGCAGAGAGGAGCUGAGGAACUCCAUCAACAGGGAGCCCAUCUACGAGUGGGAGGGCUCUCAGCGGGACAGCCUGGGUACCAUAACCUACGUCACUAAAGUCCGACUGCAGCACCUGCCCUGUCAGGAACAGAGUGACAGACUCCUGGUGAUGUACCCAUCGACACUGAUCAUCCUAUCAGAGGAGAAUGAUGGGCUCUUCUACAAGGGGAAACUUCCACUCAACAUGAUUACUGUGACCACACCCUGCCAAGACGUGAAGCCAAACACUUUUAUGAUUGAAGGGAAGCUGAUCAACCCCAUAGUGGUGUCGUGUCUGGAUAGGUCUGAGUUCUGUGACUGGAUUCAGAAUUUCAAAGCUGCUGAUGUGCCCGUUCUCAGCCCUCCGCCCCCCGUGUAUGACAUCAUCUACACCCCAACACAGAGAGAGGCUCCUCAGUUUGACAGGUGGAGUGGAAACAGCCAAGGCCGGAGUGAGUCUCUUAAGUUCCGACAGUCACCGAGUGGACGUGUGUCCCACAACCUCCAGUUACCCAUUCAUGAGGACAACCCUCUCUCGCCAGGAUACUCUGAACCCCUCUGCUACAGUCACUCUAGUCGUCCCUCAUCGACUGAGACCGCCCGCCUGGGCAGCAGGAACAACAGCGUGUCUUCCCACACCAGGCUCGAGCGUGACCUACGACCUUCGUCACUGCGCUACUCCUCAUCCCAGCGUGGUUCCUAUCUCCAGCCCGUUGAGACCACAGUGCUGUCUCAGAUCUACAGCACACCAUACUCUGCACUGCAUCGUGCCAGUCCACAGCGGCUGGAGAAAGCCCCGCUUGUCAAGUCUAACAGCUGGAGCACCCCUCAGACAUCCCUCAGUUACUCCAUGAAUUCCCCCCAGCGUCACUCUGACAUGUGCGCCACACGACAACCGCUGUCGCCCCUGUACGAUGAGCCCUGCAGCCCCGAAAUCUACUCCCUGGAUGAGGCAAGGCCAGUGCAGCAGAGCUGGCAACAGCCAAUUCAGCACCAUCACCAGCAGCAAGGUCCCCAGCUCUUACCCUCCACCUUCCAGCUCCGCACCCCUCCCAUGGGCAGGCGCUGCAGGAGAAGCCUGGUCUUGACCAACUCCCAGGGACAAUCUCUGGGCCUGGAGAUGGAGACUCCUCAAAACCAAGAAGAGCUGAGAGCCGAGGCCGUGUCGAGGCUUAAGCUGCUGCCUGCACCCAGCCAAGCGCAAGAGCAGAUCGUCCUCCCACUGAGCUCUGCAAGGAACACCUCCCAGAUGCCUUAUGGUUACUCACCAGAUCACCACUCGUACCUUGAACCCACAGAGCCAGAUGACCAGGAAAUGGACUAUGACAACAUUUGGGAGUUCGACUGUGAUACUGGAAUGAUUCAGCCAACGUCUGGAAUUUCGACACACUGGACAGGAUUAGACUUUGGGGCCAGAGGCCUUGGUGCUAUGGCAACCCAGCAGAGAUGGUCAUAAAACAAAACAAUAGCCCGGCACUCGUCUGGACGUGUGCAAACAACAGAUCUGUAUCAGAGAGAUAAUAAAAGCGACCUAACAGAGCCUGUUGCUCCUGCUGCUUACAGUAUGAUCUAACAAAUCCCAUGAACUGCUUUGUUACAUGUUGAGUGGUCAAGCAGAGAAUUGAUGACUGCAGGUACGAAGACGAAUGGGCUAAUAACAAAACAUUAUGAAAGUGAUAUGUAGCAUUCAAGAGAGAAGAACAGGGUAUACAUACUGUACAGUUUUUAUGUUAUUUUUAUUCUAUUAUAUUAUUGCACUAAAGGUUUAAUAUGUAGUGCAAACCUCCAGUUUUUUAAAUAUUUAAAGUAUUUUCUAACAUGCUGUCCGGUUUUGUUAUAUGAGUAUUGUUAUAUUUUUGUUUUCUUUCCCAUUACAGCUAUAAAAAGCAUUCCAUCAGGGCUUGUUAUAGUAAAGGAUGUAUAUUUUUGUAAAUGUUGUAGAUUUAUUAUGUCAUUGUGUUACAUCGAGGUAAAUAGAGGUGGCUUCAACUGACGACCCUAAAGGUGCUAAUAUUACUAUCACUAGUACUGAUACCUGUGUGGCUUCCUUUUUUCAUUUUUGUUUGAGGUGUUAAUUUAUAUUUGGAAAUAAAACUAGAAA
This is a messenger RNA of Larimichthys crocea (large yellow croaker), 2885 nucleotides long. It is a transcript of the gene plekhn1, whose product is annotated as pleckstrin homology domain containing, family N member 1. Gene Ontology annotation, biological process: positive regulation of apoptotic process; response to hypoxia; 3'-UTR-mediated mRNA destabilization. The transcript is spliced from 16 exons. Lineage: Eukaryota; Metazoa; Chordata; Actinopteri; Sciaenidae. Bases 114 to 2240 code for a protein of 708 amino acids. The record is from RefSeq and is a predicted model, not a curated record. Gene Ontology annotation, molecular function: phosphatidylserine binding; cardiolipin binding; phosphatidic acid binding. Gene Ontology annotation, cellular component: cytoskeleton; mitochondrial membrane.